UGGACAACUUGAGGAACUUCUGAGAGUUUGGAAUAACAUCAGUAUGGUCUGGAGCGUGCACUCUCAGACACCCGAGGACGUUUCCAGGAGGCUUCAGUUCGCUGGACACUAGUCGCUGGCGUGGAAGGACAGUGGGCAGCAUGAGGAUUUUGUCUCUUAUCCUCGUCGUCUGGGUGCAAAGCCCAGUGUUUCUCUCUCUGACGGUUGGUUCCAGUAAGGCCAAGGUGGAAGUCCAUGAGAACACAGAUGCUGUGCUAUCCUGCGAGUUCAAGACAGAAAAGGAAACUAGCCCUCGUAUCGAGUGGAAGAAGAAAGGGAAAGACAUCACCUUUGUUUAUUUUAAUGGAAAAUUCAGUGGAUCCUUUGCAGGUCGGGCCAAGAUUGAGGGGGCAACAGUGACGCUGCACUCUGUUACCCAGAAAGACUCUGGAGAGUACCGCUGUGAGAUCAGCGCUCCAGCAGACCACAACAGCCUGGGAGAGGUCAACGUCACCCUCAACGUGCUUGUGCCCCCCCACACCCCAUCCUGUGAGGUGCCCAGCACAGUGAUCUCAGGGGCGGGGGUGGAGCUCCACUGCAGAGACAAGCUGAGCGUGCCACCUCCGACAUACACCUGGUACAAAGACAACAAGGCGCUGAGCAGCACACACUCACCUGACAGCUCCUACAGCAUGGAUACUGCCAAGGGAACCCUGAAGUUUAAGACUGUGUCUAAGGCUGACUCAGGCCUGUAUCGCUGUGAGGCCUCCAAUAGCGUGGGGGCGCCCAAGAGCUGCGUGGCCCUUCAUAUGAAGGUCAUAGAAUAUCAGUUAAGUAUGACGACCCUGAUCGCCGGAGCUGUAGGAAUCUUCCUGCUCAUCUUGAUGUGCUGUCUGGGAGUGUGUCUAUGUAAUCGACGCGGAUGCUGCCAGAAGAAGGAGCAGAAAGGAGGGAGAACCAAAGUCUCCAGCCCACCUCCACCUCCCAUUAGAAAUCCCAAGAACUACAAACAUACCCAGUCCUUCAUGAUUUAAGGGUAUUCCACACACACACACACACACACACACAUGCGCGCGCACGCAAGCAACAGCGUGACUAUACCUCCUCCUGGCCAAUGGAUUCAGCACAUUGCUAUAGUUUUUGCACUGGCAUUGUCACAGGCUUCACUGUUCUGUUAGUGUGCUCGGUAGCUGUUCAUUGUGUAUUGAUAAGCUAAGUAAAUUAUUAGCAUUGUUUUAUGCACAGUAUCUCACAAACACGAGUACACCCCUCACAUUUUUGUAAAUGUUUGAUUAUAUCUUUUCAUGUGACAAC
This is a messenger RNA of Esox lucius (northern pike), 1293 nucleotides long. RefSeq names its product junctional adhesion molecule 2b (gene jam2b). NCBI's taxonomy places the organism in Eukaryota, Metazoa, Chordata, Actinopteri, Esociformes, Esocidae. Bases 141 to 1013 code for a protein of 290 amino acids. The transcript has 10 exons. Gene Ontology annotation, biological process: leukocyte tethering or rolling. Gene Ontology annotation, cellular component: tight junction; protein complex involved in cell adhesion; cell surface. The record is from RefSeq and is a predicted model, not a curated record.